Messenger RNA from Phaeoacremonium minimum UCRPA7, 1089 nucleotides. Its product is annotated as putative nadp-dependent alcohol dehydrogenase 6 protein. Lineage: Eukaryota; Fungi; Ascomycota; Sordariomycetes; Togniniales; Togniniaceae. The coding region runs from base 1 to 1089 and encodes 362 amino acids. The record is from RefSeq and is a predicted model, not a curated record. The transcript is spliced from 3 exons. Gene Ontology annotation, molecular function: alcohol dehydrogenase (NADP+) activity; zinc ion binding. Gene Ontology annotation, biological process: alcohol metabolic process.
AUGCCUUACCCAGAGAAGUUCACUGGUUUCCAGGUCAAUGGACCAGACAGCUGGACCGAGUUCCACAAGAACGAGUUCCAGCCCAAGCCUUUCGGCGACUACGAUGUUGAUGUCGAGAUUGAGUGCUGCGGCGUCUGCGGCAGUGAUGUCCACACUCUUUCUGGCGGCUGGGGCGAGCAGUUCUGGCCAUUGGCUGUCGGUCAUGAGAUCGUUGGCAAGGCCGUCAAGGUCGGCCCCAAGGUCACCCUCAUCAAGGAGGGCCAGCGUGUCGGUGUUGGUGCUCAGUGCUAUUCCUGCCUAGAGUGCCGUCAGUGCAAGAACGAGAACGAGACCUACUGCUUGAAGCAGCUAGACACAUACGGCUCCAAGUGGCCUGACUCCGGUGUCAUCUCACAGGGUGGUUACUCCUCUCACUCGCGAACACAUGAGCACUGGGUUUUCCCCAUUCCCGAUAAGCUGGACUCAAAGACUGCUGCGCCCAUGCUUUGCGCCGGCCUGACAGCUUACUCCCCUCUUGUUCGCAAUGGCUGCGGGCCUGGAAAGAAGGUUGGUAUCGUCGGUAUGGGUGGUAUCGGCCACUUUGGUCUGCUAUUUGCCAAGGCUCUCGGCGCUGAGGUCUGGGCUAUUUCGCGGUCGCACGCCAAGGAGAAGGACUGCCUCGCCAUGGGCGCCGACGGCUUCAUCGCCACUGCCGAUGAGAAGUGGGCCGAGCCGCACACCAUGACCUUCGACCUGAUCCUCAACACCGCCAACAGCUUCGAGGGCUUCGACCUGAACGCCUACCUCAGCAUGCUCGAUGUUCACGGCAAGUGGGUCAGCGUCGGUCUGCCCGAGGACGAGGGUAUCAAGAUCCGCAACCAGACCUUCCUGACCAACGGCUGCUUCAUUGGCUCCAGCCAUCUCGGCAGCCGCCGCGAGACCCUGGAGAUGCUUCAGCUCGCUGCCGACAAGGGCAUCAAGACAUGGAUCGAGGAGCUGCCGCUGGGCCCCGAGGGCCUGAAGGAAGCCAUGGUGAGGCUGAAGAAGAGCGAUUGCCGCUACCGAUUCUGCAUGACGGGCUAUGACAAGCAAUUCGGCAAGAGCGCAUAA